UUAUCCGUAGACGCAUGCAUGGGGAGUUAUAAGAUUGUACAGGGAUGGCCCAGAAUCUCUUAAUUAUCUUUUCUUUACUCAUUGUCGUCGAAGUUUGCCGUUGCCUGCGUAUGGUAAUGCUGGACGUUCCCACUGCUGCCAACCAAGGAGAAUCAAUAGAGCUAUCAUGUAUAUAUGAAUUAGAAAAUGACAGGUUGUACUCCAUAAAAUGGUACAAGAACGACGUUGAGUUUUACAGAUAUGUGCCAAAUGAUUGGCCACCCGGUCAAUUCCUGCCACUUCCUGGAGUCAAAGUUGACCUGUCAAAGUCCGGGAGGAGGUCAGUUUUUCUUCGAAAUGUGGAUCUCAACAGUACAGGAACAUACCGCUGCGAAGUAUCCGCCGAAGCGCCUUCUUUCCAAUCAGUAGAAGCAGAAAGAGAACUAAACGUCAUGGUUCUACCAACAGAGGGCCCCAGAAUCACCGGUGGUCAGCCAAAAUACAAUGUCGGUGACCCCGUAGCCAUAAACUGCACAUCAGCCAAAUCAAAACCAGCUGCAACUCUCCGAUGGUUCAUUAAUGAUGUUGCUUUGGGACCAGAGUACGAUACAGAGUAUUCGACAACCCUUCACGCAGAUGGUUUAGAGACAUCGAGCUUGAGCUUGAAAUUCGUGGCCAAAGAUAAACAUUUCGUAAAUCAGAAUAUGAGGUUAAAGUGUACUGCACAAAUCAAGAAGAUGUACACAAUGAGCAAUGAAGAAAUGUUUGUUGGCGGAAGGCAACAAUCAUCACCGCUUCAAAUAGCAGAAAAUGAAAGUAGAGGAGCAGCAGAGACGAGUACGGAGUUUUUGAAUACGGUAUCUGCCGAUACAGAGACACCUGUUGAUGGGACAAAAAAACCUCUCAUUACAGCUACAGCUAGUCCAAAACGUAAAGGGACAAAACAGCAACUCCAGAGUACGAGCGAAGGAGUUACAUUUCUGUUUCACCAUUGGCUAUUGUUUUGUCCAAUCAUGAUUUUACUUCUUAGGGUGACUUAAAAACCCAAGCUAGCCACUAAGAAGACACAACAUAAAUUCUUUUUUCGCCUUUCAGAUUUGUAAUAAUCGAGAAAGGCGAAGUAGAAAAACUAUUUAUAGAAACGCCAUCUGGUGUCGGGAAAAUUCCCGAAGGUGCUCGCUCGUACAUCAUCAAAAGUCAUUGUGAUUCCAGAAGCUUAUAUUAGUGUCAUUUACUCCACAUUUUUGGGAACUCGAGAUUAUUUCUGCGUGAACACAGUUACGAUUGAAGGUCGUCUAUUCAAUAUUUUAAAAAUCAAAUUUCAAUAUGAUACAUUUUUAAGACUGUCUGUUUGAUGUUCUACUACAUUUCAAAUUUAUAGUAUCCUGUUAUGUCGACUGAUUGCUAUUUCUUCUGUUUUCAGUAAUAUUAUACUUUUUACAGGUAAAAGUAAGGUGACCAGACAUUCUCAAAUCGUGUCGAAUUACAUUGAUUGUACUCAGAAAUUUCCAAACUCUUUGAGGACUGAAAAUGUCUCCAAAUUUUAAUAUGUGUCCUCAAAUGUUCUCAAAAUUCCACAAAAAUCAGUAAUGCGAAAGUUUUUUUUUUUUUAACAAGUCUUGCA
This is a messenger RNA of Parasteatoda tepidariorum (common house spider), 1603 nucleotides long. Its product is annotated as cell adhesion molecule 1. The record is from RefSeq and is a predicted model, not a curated record. NCBI's taxonomy places the organism in Eukaryota, Metazoa, Arthropoda, Arachnida, Araneae, Theridiidae.